Molecule: messenger RNA, 1678 nt
Organism: Egretta garzetta (little egret)
Lineage: Eukaryota; Metazoa; Chordata; Aves; Pelecaniformes; Ardeidae
Gene: VPS26C
Product: VPS26 endosomal protein sorting factor C
Exons: 8
Coding region: 409-1176 (255 amino acids)
Biological process (GO): intracellular protein transport
Cellular component (GO): endosome
Source: RefSeq, a predicted model, not a curated record
UCCAUUCUUGAUGUUAGUCUUAUCCUUAGCUUGGUCAUCACUUUUACAAUUAUGCCUUCUCUUCCACCUCUCAUGGCUGACCAUCUUCAUAUAAAAAUUCCUCCUGGGAUUUCAUUCUGACACGUGAAAUGGAACUUGUCGAUUACCAGCUGACCUGAGAGUUAUGAAGAUAUUUUUCAUCUUGCUGGAGAGGAGGAUCUUGAAACUUUGGAAAGAAGCUGAAGCUCCGAUUAGUAGUUCUGCGAGGAGGAGGAGAAUAUUUUUAAAGAAAACAAACAGAAGUACAGAGAUCUCUUCCUCACAUGGCUUUCCUUAUCAGUAAUUGUCUUUUCUGACAAGGAAGUUCUUUCUGGAGUCGUGGUCAUAACAAGUAAGGACACAGUCCAGCACCAAGGUAUCUCAUUAACAAUGGAAGGAUCAGUAAACCUGCAGCUUAGUGCCAAAAGCGUGGGUGUGUUUGAAGCUUUCUAUAACUCUGUCAAGCCUAUUCAAAUUAUUAACAGCACUAUUGAAAUGGUAAAACCAGGGAAACUUCCCAGUGGCAAGACAGAAAUUCCGUUUGAAUUUCCAUUGCAUAUGAAGGGGAACAAAGUUCUGUAUGAGACAUAUCAUGGUGUCUUUGUUAAUAUUCAGUAUACCCUACGAUGUGAUAUGCGACGUUCUCUGCUGGCAAAAGACCUAACUAAGACUUGUGAAUUCAUUGUCCACUCACUGUCGCAGAAAGGGAAACCGAUGCCAAGCCCAGUAGACUUCACAAUUACUCCUGAAACUUUGCAAAAUGUUAAAGAGAGAGCUUCACUUCCAAAAUUUCUCAUCAGAGGGCAUCUCAGUUCUACAAACUGUAUCAUUACACAGCCACUGACAGGGGAGCUGGUGGUGGAGAAUGCAGAGGCUGCCGUCAAAAGUAUUGAGCUGCAGUUAGUACGGGUGGAAACCUGUGGGUGUGCGGAAGGUUACGCCAGAGAUGCCACAGAGAUACAGAAUAUUCAGAUUGCUGAUGGGGAUGUCUGCAGGGGCCUACCAAUUCCCAUAUACAUGGUGUUUCCCAGGUUGUUCACCUGCCCUACCCUGGAAACAACAAACUUCAAAGUCGAGUUUGAAGUUAACAUUGUUGUCCUUCUGCAUGAUGAUCACCUCAUCACAGAGAACUUCCCCCUGAAGCUCUGCAGGAUGUAAAUAGUCAGAGGAGAAUCACUUAAGGAUUUACUGAAAAAGGACAAAAUUCUUCAGAGGCAAAGUGAAAUUUCAUUAAUGUCUUUUUUUUGUUUGGUUUUUUUUUUUUUAACCAAACCACAUCACUUCCUUCUCCCUGCUGGUAGUUCUUGGGCUUUCAGUUCUCUACCAGUCUUGCUAAGACUCUGCCUGCCUCGCGAAAGCCUGCGUGGAUGUGUCUAUUCAGGCAGCCUUGUCAGGUGUCUUUCUGACUUCAACAACCAUGUUUUCCCCCAGUUUUUCUCAGACAGAUCCCGAAGGGAUGAUUCCAUAUAUUUCUACAACUUGUAGAAAGUUUCUUUCCUUAUUUCAUUUUGUAAUACUUGUUCCAAAGUCCUUUGAAGACCUCUCAAAACUAGUAAGUCCUGUUACACGUGGUGUGUAUAUAUACUGGGGGGGAGGCAUGGGACUUGUAAGAUAAUGCUGAAGCGUGUCUUUGAAGGUGUAAUAAAUGGUGCUACAACGA